Molecule: messenger RNA, 4469 nt
Organism: Cololabis saira (Pacific saury)
Lineage: Eukaryota; Metazoa; Chordata; Actinopteri; Beloniformes; Belonidae
Gene: mipa
Product: major intrinsic protein of lens fiber a
Exons: 4
Coding region: 398-1189 (263 amino acids)
Biological process (GO): transmembrane transport
Cellular component (GO): plasma membrane
Molecular function (GO): water channel activity
Source: RefSeq, a predicted model, not a curated record
UCCCCCUGCUCUGAUAAAGAGGCUGAAUGUCUGCAGGACAUGCUUAACGUUUGUCCAUCCAUGUUCGUAGACUAGCAACCAGCAGGGUUGGCAUAUAGAUGCACAGAGACUGGCGUACUGCUCCACUCAGGAGCUCUCUAUGACAGAGGUCAGAAUUAACAAGGAGGAGAUUUACCUUACUCACAGUUACAUGUUGAGCAGUUUAUGUGUUGCAGCAUUUAGCUUUAGAGAGGCAGUUUCUGUUUGAGGGUAGUUUUAUUUCAUUCACUUUCUCAUUUUUCUAUUUCAAAGACAUUAUUCUGGAGACACAUCCUCUCCCUUUAGUUGAUUAGUUAAUUUUUCUGUUGAUUUUUCAUCCCUCCUCUAUUUAGAAGUUGCUUUUUGAAUUCGUGCCGCCAUGUGGGAGUUCAGGUCAAUGUCUUUCUGGCGAGCGGUGUUCGCUGAGUUCUAUGGCACCAUGUUCUUUGUAUUCUUUGGGUUGGGGGCAGCCCUCCGCUGGACCACAGGGCCCCAUAAUGUUCUUCAUGUUGCCUUCUGCUUUGGGCUGGCGGCUGCCACCUUAAUCCAGUCCAUCGGCCACAUCAGCGGAGGACAUAUCAACCCUGCUGUUACAUUUGCCUACCUGAUCGGAUCUCAGAUGUCGCUGUUCCGGGCUUUCUUCUACAUCGUGGCCCAGUGUCUCGGAGCACUGGCUGGCGCUGCUGUGCUUUACGGGGUCACACCCACCAACAUGAGAGGAAACCUGGCUCUGAACACGCUGCAACCAGGCAUCAGCCUGGGCAUGGCCACAACGAUGGAGAUCUUCCUCACCCUCCAGCUUGUCAUCUGCAUCUUUGCUGUGACAGAUGAGAGGCGCAACGGACGCUUGGGCUCUGCCGCUCUGGCCAUUGGCUUCUCUGUCCUCAUGGGCCAUCUUCUCGGGAUGUACUACACUGGAGCAGGAAUGAACCCUGCAAGGUCCUUUGCCCCAGCUGUCCUGGUCAGGAAUUUUGUCAACCACUGGGUAUACUGGGUUGGUCCCAUGAUUGGUGGUGCCCUGGGUGCCCUCCUGUACGACUUCAUGCUGUUCCCACGUAUGCGUGGUCUCUCUGAGAGGCUCGCCACACUGAAGGGAACCCGCCCCCCAGAGGCCGAGGGCCAACAGGAGACCAGGGGAGAGCCCAUCGAGCUCAAAACACAGGCCCUAUAAGCCUGGAGAAGAAGAUUGGCUUUCUGACCCCCCAUCCUGCACCUGUCAUGCCUCACUCUGCACCCUCAGUUCCUGGUCCAUCCUCAACCUACACACUGUUUUUGCACACAUACCUCCUCCCCCGCCUCCACACAUACUAGUGUAGAUCCUGAACCCCCUUGUUAUCAUCAUUCUGCAUCCAGAACUGGACCAACUGGUUCACAGUGAAGGGGCACCCAAAGCCCUGAACAUCUUUCCUCAUCUCACCUCUACCCACCCUUCACUCUCCUCUUUCCCCUCGGAAUACAGGACGAAGAUGGAGGGUUAGAAGAAGACUUGCCACUGAAGGAAGCACCCAGUUUUGUGGUGUGGGGAGUCAGUCAUUCCUGGCUGAUCAGGUGGCUAUAACUGCUCAGGACAGGGGCCGCUAUUUCUCUCUUUACUUCCCUUUCUCUCUCUCUUUCUGUUUUUUUCUCCCUAUUUUGUAGUCUGCUAGGAGUGAAGCUACAUUAGAGCAGUGGACUUCUGCAUGGUUUUCCAUUUUGAUCCAGUGUGAUCUCGCCCUUUGUUUUGUUUCACGAGUCAGUACUGUAUUUCACCAGUAUUUAUUUGGCUUUUUUUUUCUUUUUCUUUUUUUUUUUUCCAGUUGUACGUGUUGGUGCAUGCUUGUGUGAUAGAGUGAGCGCGAGAAAGACAGAGAUCAGGUGUGCCUGCAUGUAUUUGUGCAUGUGUAUGCUUGUGUGCUUGUUUUAACAGAUUGUUUUUUAUUUACAUAUUUUCAUUGCCACAAUCCUUUGUCUGUGUUUUUGAUUUUUUUUUUCUUUAGGGAAACAUUUUCUUACCCUCACUGAUACUGCAAAAGUUCAACACACAAGUUCAAUAAUUUCAUGUUUAGAAAGAUCCCCCUUUCAUAUAAUAGGAAAAUAACUUUGCAUCAGAGUUAUAGCUUAAAGUCAGAUUUAAAUGGUUUACAUUUUGUGUUUUAACACAUUAUCAUUCCUACCUCAUCAUAUACAGGUGCUUGGUCAAGGGCCGCUCCAAUGAUGAUAAUUAUCAUUUAUCCUUCUGCUGCCAGAAGGCAGGUCUUUCUAAGUAACUCCGUUAUCAGCAUCUAAACAGCCUUCUUUGUAGCAUCAUCCGCUAACACUCACCGCAGGAUGGUCGAAGGGGCGAGGCGGUGGACGGUAGCCACAUGACUCCCAAGCAUGGGACUUUGUGUUGGAGACCGAUUGUGGCUUAUAUUGUUUUCAAUUCCUUCAUUUUUGACUUCCCGGGCUAUACUACUACUUUAUCUACUUUGUUAAGUGUCAAAAGUAGCACUUGGUUAUGGCUUUACUAGCCGUUUCCAUGUUGCCACAGCAAAGCGUCCCAAAAUGGCGCUUCGGGGUGGGCGGCCUUGCUGACUGAGAAACGACGCAGCUCCUGAGCAAACAUCAUCAUGUGACGAGUUGGGAUUGAUAUACAGUCGCUUUCACCUACUGUGAGGCCUACUCACAUUAACAGUUAUUUUAAAGUAAAACAAAACAUCCAGCAUUUUCUGAGCUCGGUCCUCAUUCUGCAGAGUUUAUAAAAGGAACAUCUGUAGGCUUUCUUCACAUUUCGAUAACUUUGAUAACAUUAUUUGUGUAGGGUUACAUUUUAAGUGACGUUUUAAUAUAAUCUUGUCCUCAAAGCUUUGGAACGGCGCUUAUGGCAGAUUCAUGUACAGGUGUGUAGCUGAUAGCUGGUUUGCUUUUACUUCUGCGUGCCUGACAUGGGGGGAAAAAAACAAAGCAAGCAAAUCUGAUAAGCUGUCACAAAGAGCAAGCGUUUUCUAGUUGAAUUGUGAUGUUUGACAUGGCUGAAGAGUCUCUGUACUUCAAUUAAAAGUUCAAAAUAAAAGCGUGCACGAGGUGUGGUGGCUUCUUGCUGGUGUUGGUGAACACCUGGUGCCUUCUUUGUUCCGCUCUGAGCUGGGUGGCUCUUUGGGAGUGAAACAGAAGUAGAUGUACACCUUUAUUUUCAUGCAGCCGAUAGAAGAGAGAAUGACCUCUGAAGUUGAGAUGGCCUUGUGUUCCCUCCCCUCUCCAUCCCUCCUUCUUUCACCCUACCUCCUCCCUUUGUUUGCGAGGCAGCAACACUGUUCUGCUCUAAAGAGGGGACAUCUGCAGCUGCUGGGAUAGGGAGAAGGAGACAGCCUUUUACAAAUUUCACCAGAGCAGUUUUUGAACCACAUGUAAGCUGAUUCUCUUUCUGCUUCCUUAAAUAACUUUUUUUUUUCAGUGUGAUUUCCCUGGCAGUGGUUGAGUAGAAAUUACAAUUUAUUGACAUGUUGAAAUUAGAACUUGUUUUUUAAUGGAAAAGCUUUGUGAUGUACAGUGUAAAGUUUUCCUUUUUUUAAUAAAAUGUUGAUUUUUGAAAUUGGAUGAAAAGUGGAUGAAUAGGAAGUGAAAUAUAAGAUGUGAGCUACGCAACUACUCCUCUCUGGCUGAAGGAUUAAGGAAGUGAUGCCAAUCAUGCCAGUGUGCUUUCAUGCAAUGGACAUCCUUUAUUAACAGGCACACCUUCCAAUCAAAUUGUUAAUUAUUUAUUAUUUUAUAUGUAAAAAAAAGAAAAAAAAGAAUUAAUCUGUUUGCAUUUUCUUUUUUUGGUCUGCAUUCUUUCAGAUUUGGACAGGACAUUUGCCUAUGCGCCACAGACAAAUCCUGCAUGCCAUUUAACAAAUACCACCUCUGACUCCUAAACUAUUUACAUAAACAAACCUUCAGCUUUCUUUUGUGGCGUGACAGAUAGUUUAGUGUCCACAUUUGGCAAUCAGAGGUGGGAUAUCUGAAAAGACCAACAAUUUUUUUAAAGAAAUUCACACAAAUACUUCAGCAAUUUGAAAGAAACUGAAAGUUUAUUUGUAACUAAAGUAACAUUUUACAUGGUUUGUAGUACUGUAGUUGCCUCUAUGUGAUCCGAAAAUCCAUCUGUAAAACAUGAAAGAUUAUCCAAGUACGCAUGCAUGGAGCGUCCAACAUGCUAUAUUAUUCCAUUCACACAUUGAGGGUGGUGACAGGUGGUGCAAAGCUUACUUUAGAAACCUACUUUAGUUUAGGUGUUUAAAUGAAAAAUUUAAAAAACAAAAAUAAAGAAAUUCACAGUUAAAUCAACAUGGAUCAAUUUAUUUAUGAGUCACAAUUUAGGAUCAAGGUUUAAAAAUGUACAUUUGCCUGAUUUCAGCACCAGUUUUAUCAUUUAAAUCCCAUACUUUUUUCUUUUUUUAAGAUUUGUGUGAGUGUGAGUACAUUAGAGCAUUAAAAUGAAAAAGAAAAACUUU